This is a messenger RNA of Amblyraja radiata (thorny skate), 2208 nucleotides long. RefSeq names its product forkhead box protein C1. Gene Ontology annotation, biological process: anatomical structure morphogenesis; cell differentiation; regulation of transcription by RNA polymerase II. The record is from RefSeq and is a predicted model, not a curated record. Lineage: Eukaryota; Metazoa; Chordata; Chondrichthyes; Rajiformes; Rajidae. The transcript has a single exon. Gene Ontology annotation, molecular function: RNA polymerase II cis-regulatory region sequence-specific DNA binding; DNA-binding transcription factor activity, RNA polymerase II-specific. The coding region runs from base 283 to 1704 and encodes 473 amino acids.
GCGGCUGGGUAGAAAAAAACUAACUGCGUAAAAGUCUUGUCAAGUGACGGAUGCUCAAAGUUUAGAAGUUUUCCAAUUCAGUCUGCCACCCCGCGGAAAGAAAGAGAAAAAGAAAGAGAAAAAAGUUUGGAGUUAAGCUCCCGUGCAGCUUGGAAAAGUUUGGAUUUCUAGCUCACUCUCUCUCCCCAUCGUGUCUGUCGCUGUGUGUGUGUGUGAGAGAGAGAGCGACGAUAUUUCAGCGGGGGAGGACCAGAAGCCAGCUUUGGAAGGCGGAAGGCAGCGAUGCAAGCUCGCUACUCGGUGUCGAGUCCCAACUCUCUGGGAGUUGUGCCUUAUAUCAGCGAUCAGAAUUACUACCGGGCUGGUCCGGGAUACACGGGAAUGCCGGCUCCAAUGAGUAUGUAUUCGCAUCCAGCCCACGAACAGUACGCUGCAGGCAUGGCCAGACCUUACGGACACUAUACACCGCAACCUCAGCCCAAGGACAUGGUGAAACCUCCGUAUAGUUACAUCGCCCUCAUUACUAUGGCCAUUCAGAAUGCACCGGACAAGAAGAUCACUCUGAACGGGAUCUAUCAGUUUAUCAUGGAGCGCUUCCCCUUCUACCGGGAGAACAAGCAGGGGUGGCAGAACAGCAUUCGACACAACCUCUCGCUCAACGAAUGUUUUGUCAAAGUGCCCCGAGAUGACAAGAAACCGGGCAAAGGCAGCUACUGGACGCUGGACCCGGACUCCUACAACAUGUUCGAGAACGGCAGUUUCUUGAGGAGGAGGAGGCGCUUCAAGAAAAAAGACGCCGUGCGGGAGAAGGAGGAGAAGGAUCGGCAGCCCAAGGACCCGCAGGCCAGGCAGCAAGCUCAGGAGUCGGAGAAACCCGCCAACUCUCAGCCCGUGAGGGUGCAGGAGAUUAAGACGGAGAACGGCGCCCCCUCCCCUCCCCUGGCGGCCUCUCCCACCCUGAGCAUGGUGCCGAAAAUCGAGAGUCCCGACAGCAGCAGCCUGUCCAGCGGCAGUCCCCACAGUAUCCCGUCCAACAGGUCCAUGAGCCUGGACAACGCUGAGCACCAUUCGCAGGCCUUCAGCGUGGAGAACAUGGUCACCUCGCUCAGGCGCUCGCCGCAGAACACCAGCGAGCUGAGUGCGAGCCUGGCCGCUUCCUCCAGGACAGGUAUAAGCCCUUCCAUCUCCCUCAGCUACACGUCCAGCCAGCCGUCCAUCUACAGCUCUUCCUGCAGUCAGAACAUGAGCCCCGGGGUAAGCGGCGGGGGUUGCGCUGCCACUUACCACUGCAACAUGCAGGCGAUGAGCCUCUACUCGGGCGAUAGAGCUGCCCACAUGUCAGCCGGCGUCGGAGCCGUGGACGAGACUUUACCAGACUAUUCCAUCCCCACCACCACCGUGCCUUCCUCCUUAACCCACGGGCUGAGCAACGGCCAGGAGGGACCUGGAGCCGGGCGCCUGGCCACUUGGUACCUCAAUCAGGCCAGUGAUCUAAGUCAUCUGGCCGGCAGCGCCUACCCGGGUCAGCAACAGAACUUCCAUGCGGUCCGAGAGAUGUUUGAAUCGCAGAGGAUCGGCCUGGGCAACUCCGCCGUCAGUUCUGCACAUGUCAAUGGAAAUAGCAGCUGCCAAAUGUCCUUUCCUGCGGCCCAGACUCUUUACCGCACUUCAGGUUCGUUUAUCCACGACUGCAGCAAGUACUGACAAAAAACGUUUACAAACUAAUUUUGUUUUUGUUUCUUUAAUACACGAGCAACAACACAAGCCUGGGUUUUAUAUAUCUAUUUCAUAUAUGUAUAUGAACAGAAAACAAAUUCAAUUUGAAAUUUGAGUAAAAGGAAAGUGUUACUCCAAAUGAAACGUAAGUCGCCUUUAUUUUGGGGGAGAAAUAUUAAAAAAGUGUGUGUCAAAUCUAUUAAAAUUCAUAGCAAGCUACUUGAACUUGUUAUAAAUUGUCUUAUAGUAAUUUAUUUUAAAUUUGUAGUAGGAUAUUCCUUUUGAAACAUGGACCAAACUCUCUAAAAUGUUCUCUGCUAACUCGAAAAACUCCCUCAAAUGUUUUAUUUUCUUCUCGAUGUUACACCUUCCACUAUAAAAAGGGAAACUGUAUAAUUAUGCGAUUUUCUUCUUUCUCCUUUUGUUGAAAGUAUUCUGAAGGCAUUGCAUUGUUUGUUUCAUAAAUAAAUGACGAUUCUAUUCGAGUGCUAA